AUGUGGGCAAAAAUAACGUUAUUGAUGUUAGUGAUGUCAAGUGCUGUUGGUGUAAUUGGUUUGCCUUAUACACAAAUAAGGACGGUAAACAUCACUAACAAUCUGGGUGCAAAUAUUGAACUUAAUGUUCAUUGUAAGUCUAAGAAUGAUGAUCUUGGACAACAACAAAUCCCUUACAAAGAUUUUUGGUAUUUCAAAUUUCGUCCCAAUUUUUGGGGAACUACUCUCUUCUACUGUUCCAUGAAUUGGGAACAAAUAUCUCAUUGGUUCAAUAUUUACGUGGAUGCAAGAGACAAUCCAAAAUGUAUUAUUUGUCAAUGGAGUAUACAAGCUAAAGUCUUCUCAAUUUAUGGAUCAAACUGA
Manihot esculenta (cassava) is the source of this 363-nucleotide messenger RNA. RefSeq names its product S-protein homolog 5. The coding region runs from base 1 to 363 and encodes 120 amino acids. Lineage: Eukaryota; Viridiplantae; Streptophyta; Magnoliopsida; Malpighiales; Euphorbiaceae. The record is from RefSeq and is a predicted model, not a curated record. The transcript is spliced from 2 exons.